AUGUCUCUCACUGUGUUGACAGAUUCCGAUAUCAAACACCUUCUUCAAGACCUCACUCUCAAAGAUCUGGAAGCUUUCCAAGAUCAAAUGAGACAAGCUCUUCAUGAGUACUCUACAGGAACUCAAGAGGAUGAUUGCUGCAGCUUGCAUCAGCCUAGAAGAACAGUUCUUGAGUCAAAACACAAACGAACAACACUCUUCAUGCCGGCAACUGCAUCGGCAGGAAUUGGAAUGAAAGUUGUAACUCUUCCUCAACCAGGCUCAUCUAAUGAAAGUUCUGAUUCCGACGCCGUAUCUACCUCUUCAUCCAUCAAAAAUCCAAACACACCUCAAGGAUCUCUCACACUCAUGGAUAAAACAGGACUACCAUUUGGCUUUCUCAAUGCAUCGGAGACGACAGCCUUUCGCACAGCCCUAGCUUCCUCUCUUCUGAUUACACCUCGUACCAAGGUUAAAACUAUAACUGUUUUCGGUGCUGGGAAGCAGGCUUUUUGGCACAUCCGUCUCGCCCUCAUCCUUCGUGGCUCAACCAUAAAACAAAUAAAUAUUAUAACUCGCGCUUUCACAGACCGUGUUCGGGAUUUAAUGAAGGCAUUUCUCGAAAUACCCACUCCCACAAAAGAACGUGAAGGUUGGAGCAAUACAAAAUUCUCCGUUCUUAGCCCUGCCUAUGGAGAGUUUGCUCGGCUUGAAAAAGAAUACAUACGAGCCGCGGAUGUUAUCUUCUGCACAACUCCCUCUACAUCGCCUUUAUUUCCCCAUACUAUCUUGACCAAUACUGAAGGUCGCAAGCGAGGACGGCUCAUUGUCGCUAUUGGCAGUUAUAAACCUGACAUGAUUGAAAUACCUCUGGAGGUUGUGGCGCAAGCAGUUAAAGUUCAUGGAAGUGGCCAUCAUUUUCAUAGGCAUGCAGAGGAAGGUGGAGUAAUUGUAGUUGAUACUAUAGAUGGAUGCAAACAGGAAGCAGGCGAAAUAAUUCAAGGCAACGUAUCAGCAAAGAAUUUGGUGGAAUUAGGCGAAUUGGUCAUGCUGUCCAAUGGGAUUGAUCCUCUUAAUUAUUCAUCUGCUAUUGACGAUUCAGAUGAAUCCCCACGAAGCUCAUCCGACUUUCACCAUUUAAAUCCAAACGAUACUGGGAAUGGCAAUGCAACACCAACUCCCCACUCGCCACUCUCACCCUCCUCUCCACCCCUAGCCCGUAGCAUGGCCAACGUAUUCCACACGGAACAUUCUACCUCCCGUUCAUCAUCCCGCAGCCCCUCUCGUAAAUCAUCUUUCUCGUUUCGCAAACCCAGAUCCGGAUCCGCAAGUACAAAUACUACUGGUUCAAGUGGAAUGUUAGGAAAGGAGGUACAAACAGAGAAAAAAGAUGCGAUGAGUAGAUGGUUGAGUAGUGGGAAUGUUAUCUAUAAAAGUGUGGGAUUGGGACUUAUGGAUUUGGUAGUAGGGGCAGAACUGGUUAGAUUGGCGAGAGAAAAGGGGGGUGGGGAGAGGGAAGAGAGUGGAAGAGAUGGAAGGGGAGAAAAGGGCAAUAGUGCUUGGGCUCAAGGUAAAAACGAAGAAACAGAUGAGAUAUGA
Molecule: messenger RNA, 1578 nt
Organism: Sclerotinia sclerotiorum 1980 UF-70
Lineage: Eukaryota; Fungi; Ascomycota; Leotiomycetes; Helotiales; Sclerotiniaceae
Exons: 4
Coding region: 1-1578 (525 amino acids)
Cellular component (GO): cytoplasm
Source: RefSeq, a predicted model, not a curated record